UGAGCCACCGCACCCGGCCGGUAAACUCUUAAAUUUUGUGCAGACACAAUCAUACAAGUUUUGGGAAGUCAAAAUGAAGGAAACAGGUGGUUACAUGGCAGGUAUAUUUAAUGCCAUACAUCCUAAGAAAUUGGAGGUGGGAAAGGGAGCUCUGGAGAGGGAGACAAAGGAAAUAGUUGAAAAGGAAUGCAAACAAGAAAAGGAGGAAUUGAAAGCUGAAGUGAAAACCAGGGGCAAGAAAAGCUCCACUCCUUCCUUCACUGCCCACUCGAAUGAAUGAAUCCUGUUUGGUUUCCUGAAUCUUCCUUCUGCUGGCCACUCCGCUUGGUCCAUCACUACUUUCAGCUCGCCCUUACCCUAAACAGCUUUCUUUAACCCAGUCAUAAUCUUAAUAUCCUGUUCCUUCUCUCUCCCGUCCCACCCACAAAAAAGCCCUCCUCUUGGUCAUUUUGGGGGAUUUUCACUCAAGAUGUGAGCUGCGCGCUGCGGGUGCGGCGAGGCUGGCCCUAUAAAAAUGUUUCUGACAUCCUUGUGCGGAUACGCAGACUUCUCCACCUAUAGGAUCACGGGCUAGGGGGUGCUCGAUCACAGCAGCCAACGUGUGAAGGCGCCUUGCAAAGUAUUAACAGCGCUAUCAAAUUUUAAUUGCGUAGUUCGGAACCAUCAGUUAUGUGAGGAAACUGGGUCCUCCACGAUCGGCCGCCUCGCCCAAUCUCAAAGGAUAAUUACAGGCUGAGUUCGGCACCAGGACCCAGUUUCCUCCCGGCAGAGGUCCGGGUACAGGCUCACGGUCGCCACGGGUCAGUCUGAGGAAAACCGCAAGCUGCGCCAAAUCUCGCGCAGCGGGGCUGGAGGGCGGGUGGGGAAUGUAACGUAUCGCGAGAUGACAGGAUUUUCCCGCGAAGUAGAAGCGCGCUUUUUUCCCUGGCGGGGGAUUUGGCGAGAGAAGGCUGGGCCGGCAGAGGCUGUGAGGCAUUAGCUCGCGGCAUUGCAGGCGCUGAGUGGAGGGGACCCGGUUCCCGGGUGCGUGUCCAGGCAUGCCAGCGGAACGGCCCGCGGGCAGCUGCGGCUCCCAGGCUCCAGCAAUGGUUGAACAGCUGGACACUGCCGUGAUUACCCCGGCCAUGCUCGAAGAGGAAGAACAGCUUGAAGCUGCUGGACUAGAGAGAGAGCGGAAGAUGCUGGAAAAGGCUCGCAUGUCUUGGGAUAGAGAGUCGACAGAAAUUCGGUACCGUAGACUUCAACAUUUGCUUGAAAAAAGCAAUAUCUACUCCAAAUUUUUGUUGACAAAAAUGGAACAGCAACAAUUAGAGGAACAGAAGAAGAAAGAAAAAUUGGAGAGAAAAAAGGAGUCUUUAAAAGUUAAAAAGGGUAAAAAUUCAAUCGAUGCAAGCGAAGAGAAGCCAGUUAUGAGGAAAAAAAGAGGAAGAGAAGAUGAAUCAUACAAUAUUUCAGAGGUCAUGUCAAAAGAGGAAAUUUUGUCUGUGGCUAAAAAAAAUAAAAAGGAGAACGAGGAUGAAAACUCCUCUACUAAUCUCUGUGUAGAAAAUCUUCAGAAAAAUAAAGAUUCGAAUAGUAUAAUUAAAGAUAGAUUGUCUCAAACGGUUAGGCAGAAUACUAAAUUCUUUUUUGACCCAGUCCGGAAGUGUAAUGGUCAACCAGUACCUUUUCAACAACCAAAGCACUUCACGGGAGGAGUGAUGCGAUGGUACCAAGUAGAAGGCAUGGAAUGGCUUAGGAUGCUUUGGGAAAACGGAAUUAAUGGCAUUUUAGCAGAUGAAAUGGGAUUGGGUAAGACAGUUCAGUGCAUUGCUACUAUUGCAUUGAUGAUUCAGAGAGGAGUACCAGGACCUUUUCUUGUCUGUGGCCCUUUGUCUACACUUCCUAACUGGAUGGCUGAGUUCAAAAGAUUUGCACCAGAUAUCCCUACAAUGUUAUAUCAUGGAACCCAGGAGGAACGUCAAAAAUUGGUAAGAAAUAUUUACAAACGGAAAGGGACUCUGCAGAUUCAUCCUGUGGUAAUCACGUCAUUUGAAAUAGCCAUGAGAGACCGAAAUGCGUUACAGCAUUGCUAUUGGAAAUACUUAAUAGUAGAUGAAGGACACAGGAUUAAGAAUAUGAAGUGCCGUCUAAUCAGGGAGUUAAAACGAUUCAAUGCUGAUAACAAACUUCUUUUGACUGGUACUCCCUUGCAAAACAAUUUAUCAGAACUUUGGUCAUUGCUAAACUUUUUGUUGCCAGAUGUAUUUGAUGACUUGAAAAGCUUUGAGUCUUGGUUUGACAUCACUAGUCUUUCUGAAACUGCUGAAGAUAUUAUUGCUAAAGAAAGAGAGCAGAAUGUAUUGCAUAUGCUGCACCAGGAAAGAAUUCCUAGAAUGUAUGUGUUAGAAUUUACAGAUGAUGGCUUCUUUGAAGGCAAAUUGCCCUCCAGAAAAGAUUUAUAUGACAUACGUCCAUAUGAAAAUACUUAUUUACUCAAGCUUCAUACCAAUUUUGAGAUUUUAACACCUUUCUUAUUGAGAAGACUGAAGUCUGAUGUUGCUCUUGAAGUUCCUCCUAAACGAGAAGUAGUUGUUUAUGCUCCACUUUCAAAGAAGCAGGAGAUCUUUUAUACAGCCAUUGUGAACCGUACAAUUGCAAACAUGUUUGGAUCCAGUGAGAAAGAAACAGUUGAGUUAAGCCCUACUGGUCGACCAAAACGACGAACUAGAAAAUCAAUAAAUUACAGCAAAAUAGAUGAUUUCCCUAAUGAAUUGGAAAAAUUGAUCAGUCAGAUACAGCCAGAGGUGGACCGAGAAAGAACUGUUGUGGAAGUGAAUAUCCCUGUAGAAUCUGAAGUUAAUCUGAAGCUGCAGAAUAUAAUGAUGCUACUUCGUAAAUGUUGCAAUCAUCCAUAUUUGAUUGAGUAUCCUAUAGACCCUGUUACACAAGAGUUUAAGAUCGAUGAAGAAUUGGUAACAAAUUCUGGGAAAUUCUUAAUUUUGGAUCGAAUGCUACCAGAACUAAAAAAAAGAGGUCACAAGGUACUGCUUUUUUCACAAAUGACAAGCAUGUUGGACAUUUUGAUGGAUUACUGCCAUCUCAGAGAUUUCAACUUCAGCAGGCUUGAUGGGUCCAUGUCUUACUCAGAGAGAGAAAAAAACAUGCACAGCUUCAACAUGGAUCCAGAGGUAUUUAUCUUCUUAGUGAGUACACGAGCUGGUGGCCUGGGCAUUAAUCUGACUGCAGCAGAUACAGUUAUCAUUUAUGAUAGUGAUUGGAACCCCCAGUCGGAUCUUCAGGCCCAGGAUAGAUGCCAUAGAAUUGGUCAGACAAAGCCAGUUGUUGUUUAUCGCCUGGUUACAGCAAAUACUGUUGAUCAGAAAAUUGUGGAAAGAGCAGCUGCUAAAAGGAAACUGGAAAAGCUGAUCAUCCAUAAAAAUCAUUUCAAAGGUGGUCAGUCUGGAUUAAAUCUGUCUAAGAAUUUCUUAGAUCCUAAGGAAUUAAUGGAAUUAUUAAAAUCUAGAGAUUAUGAAAGGGAAAUAAAAGGAUCAAGAGAGAAGGUCAUUAGUGAUAAAGAUCUAGAGUUGUUGUUAGAUCGAAGUGAUCUUAUUGAUCAAAUGAAUGCUUCAGGACCAAUUAAGGAGAAGAUGGGGAUAUUCAAGAUACUGGAAAAUUCUGAAGAUUCCAGUCCUGAAUGUUUGUUUUAAACUGGAGCUCAAAAAUAGAUUUUAUGUUUAUGUCUAGUGAUUUCCCUGUAUUGGGUUUGAAAUACUGAUUGUCCACUUCACCUUUUUUAUUAUAUCAGUUGACAUGUAACUAGUACUAUGCAUACUUAAAUAGAUGGUAAUUUUCUGAGCCUUACCAAGAACAAAGAAGUACCCAUAUUAAGUUUAGAUUUUCAGUUAAUUUUUGAGACUGAGUAGUAUUCUUGGAUACAGGCCAAUGUGUACUUAACUACUUCCAGAUUUAUACAGUCUUCCUGUGGAAGUUUAGUAAAUGUCUUUUUCCCUCCUUUCUUCUAGUAAUGCAGUUCAUGGGUACUUCAGUUAUGAAGUAGGCUUUUCAUGGGGAGAGAUUGGGAUUAUGCUCUCUAUUGUUUAAGACAUUGUUUGAUUUUAGAGUCUAUUUCUGUGAGAUAGUUUACCAAAUAAAUGUUCCUUAUAAGAUGAUCUCAUUAAAUUAUUUUUUCAGGAAUAGCUUAGGUGCAAUAAUAGCAAAAGACUUGACUGUCGGUAGGAUUUGAUUAUUUUGCUUUCUUGGUUUCAUUCACUAGUACUAUAGGAGUGUAUCAUAUAAAAGAUUUCAAGUGGACGUUCUGUUAGCACAAGAGAAGUUUCUGAAUGAAACUUUAGGGCGUUGACAAAUGACUAGAAAUUGGAAAUGGUAGUAUAUCGUGCAAAACAAGACAGAUCCUGAAAAUUUAUAGUGGUUAACUAGAACCAAAUAGAAGAGAACAGGCUUUAGGAGUAUGUAAGUAAUGCAAAAUCCGUAAUAGAACAGCAUAAAGGCCAAAAGGGGUACAAUUUAGACCCUGUGCGAAAGGAUAUCAGGCAGUGAGGAAGAGAAAUCCUGAAUGUACCCUGGAGAGGGGACAUACUCCAUGAGCCAUACAUUUCUGUGCUGGUGUUUAUUUCAUGGAAAAAUAUUGCUGUUGCCAUCCAUAUUCAAAUGUAGAUCAGAUGAUCUGUUUGGGAUAAUGAAACUGUCACUUAAGAAAAACUUAAAUUCUUUUUUUCCUGUGUCCUGUUUGCACAGGUCUUUUUUCUUUAAAAUUUUUAUUUCAGUAGUUUUGGGUUACAGGUGGAAAGUUUUGGUUAUAUGACUAAGUUCUUUGGUGGUGAAGAAAAACUUCAGAUAGAACAUUUGGUUAAAUAAAAGACUAUAGAGCAGGUUUAUUUGUUUUGUAAGUGAAAAUGUUAACCCAUCACAUAAGCAUGCUGACCUAGGCUUGCUUGAAACUCGUGAUCUUGUCCUUAGCGACCCAGUCUUUUCUGUUACAUUGUCCUAAAUGACUGAUUUCAUAGUUUUACUCUGUCAUUGCAUGUCUCACAUCUUCUCCCUCUCACUUUGCUCCCUAUCGCCCUGAGAAAAUAGACACAAUCAGAAAAGAAUCUUUAAAAGUUGUCACCAUUGCAUCUGUAAACCUAGCAUCUAUGCCUAUCUGUCCUUUAUUAUAUACUAUGGAUAUAUUGUUUGUCCUAGCUUGAGCCAAUUGUAAUGUCUCAUUUCUUUCAUACCAAAACUCCUUGAAAAAGAAUUCUGUUAUCACAAAACUCCUUGCCUGUAUUCAUUGUUUUUAGUUUGUUCUGUUUUUUUUCUGAACCAGUUCCAAUCAGAUAUUGAUUUCCAUUGGAGCCGUUUUUUUUUUAAGGUCUCGUGAUGUCAGUGAAUUCAUUUUACUUGAUCUUUUAGCAGCAUUUCAUACAGUUGUUGACUCUUCUCCAUUAAAACACUUACUUUAUUUGGCUCCUAGCAAACAUAUUUGCCUGCUUUUUCUUCCUAUUUCUCUGACUCUUUUCUCAGUUUCCUUUGCUGUUUCCUUUUCUGUCCUCUAAAUAUUGGAAUAUCCUAAGCCUAGUUUGGGAUUCCCUUGAUGGUCUUCAUUUCUUCAAUAGGAGCUGUGCUGAUGACUCAAAUUUAUAUCUCCAACCAGAACCUUUCUCCUGAAUUCCAGAUUCACAUAUCCAACUGUUUACUAGGUGCUUGAUAACUAUAUCUGUACUUUUCAUCCUGUUUAAUCCGAAUUUGCUUCUUUUGCAUUUUCCUUAGUUCAAUAAAUGACAACUUUAUUCUUCCAGUUGUUUAAACCAAAAAUCUUGUCUUCUCUUUCUUCCCUCACAUUUCACAUUUCACAUUUCACAUCUGAUUCUAAAGCAAAUCUCGUUGUCUAUACUUUUUCUUUUUUUUUCCCCCUUUUUUUGGGUCUCGCUCUGUUGCCCAGGCUGGAGUGCAGUGGUGCAGUCUCGGCUCACUGCAACCUCUGUGUCCUGGGUUCAAGCGAUUAUCCUGCCUCAGCCUCCUGAGUAGUUGGGGUUAUAGGCGCAUGCCACCAUGCCUGGCUAAUUUUUAUAUUUUUAGUAGAGACUAGGUUUCACCGUGUUGGUCAGGCUGGUCUCAAACUCCUGACCUUGUGAUCUGCCCACCUUGGCCUCCGAAGGUGCUGGGAUUAUAGGCAUGAGCCACCGCAUCCGGCAUUUUUUUUUUUUUUAAAAUAGAAUCUCAGUUCGUCACCUGGGCUGGAGUACAGUGGCGUGAUCUUGGCUCACUGCAACAUCUGCCCCCCGGAUUCAAGUGAUUCUCAUGCCUCGGCCUCCCAAGUAACCAGGACUAGAGGUGUGCGCCACCACGCCUGGCUAAUUUUCUUCUUUUUAGUAGAAACAUGGUUUCACCACGUUGGCCAGGCUGGUCUCGAACUCCUCACCUCAAGUGAUCCAUCUGCCUCGGACUAAGUGCAGGGAUUACAGGCGUGAGCCAUUGCGCCCAGCCUACUUUCUAUAAAUGUCAUCCUGGCCCUGCCCCGCCCCCCCCACCCCCUCCCCGCCCCACCUCCUCCCCGCCCCACCUCCCGUACCCUGCAUAGUCUGUUUCAUUUGAUUCUUCCCUUAGUUUGGUGUUUUGUUUUGAUGUGUCUUCUUUAGAUGCCUUGGGAUCAUUUACUGUUCCUCAUAUUUAAGAGCAAAUGCUUAAAAGUUCUUAGAAAUACCUUCUUGAAAAGCCUGCAUUCCUACCAUCUCUCACCACUUCAACAUGAAAUAAUGAUCCCUUACAUCUUUUUAGUGUAGUUACAUAAUUUUUGAUUGACUCAAUAGUUUUAUUUUGGCUCUGUAAGUAUUAUUAAAGCUUUAGAUAAGCCAUGGAAUAUGCUAAGGUUUUUUCAUUCUUGUGCAGCUUUUUUUUUUUCUCCUUGAAGUUAAUACUUACUUUUUUUUAACCUAUCAGUAAUUUAUAUCUAAUUUCUCUGGAAGUAUAAACCUCUCAUUAUAUUAAAACAGAUCUCGUGAUUCAGUAAUAAACUUCCCCCUCCAAAUAUAUCCCAUCAUCUCUACUCCCUGGAACAUUCUUCUAGUUUGGACUGUAGAACCGAUUCCAUCUGCAACCUUCGUUUACCAUCCAGUUGGGUAUUUCUGUUGGCUGUUUCAUGUUUUGGAACUACUGUUUACUGAGUCUCACUUUUGUUUUCUUUUUUUUUCCUUUAAGACGGAGUUACACUCUUGCUGCCCAGGCUGGAGUGCAGUGGCUCGAUCUCGGGUCACUGCAACUUCUGCCUUCUGGGUUUAGGCUAUUCUCCUGCCUCAGCCUCCUGAGUAGCUGGAAUUGCAAGUGCCCGCCACCAUGCCCAGCUAAUUUUUGUAUUUUUAGUAGAGACAGUUUCACCAUGUUGGCCAGGCUGGUCUCGAACUCCUGACCUCAGGUGAUCCACCAUCCUCGGCCUCCCAAAGUGCUGGUAUUACAGGUGUGAACCACCGUUCCUGGCUGGAUCUCACUUUUUUUCCUCCUUGGUUUACUCCCUCAUUUUGAUGGAUUGUAUUGUCUUGUGUUUUCCUGAGAAAAGGAUUCAAGAGAAAUGAAUAUUUUGAGAACUCAGAGAAAAUCUGGAUGUAUUUUUGUUGAAUUCCUACAUUUAAUGGAUAGUAGUUUUGGUUUGAGAUUUUAGAUUAGGAAUUAUUGUCUUCUCAGAAUUUUGAAAGUUACUGUGUUGUCUCAGAACUUCCAGUGUUGUGGGAGAGAAAAUUAAUGAUACUCUUUUUUUUUUUGUUUUUGGAGACAGGGUCUCAUUCUGUCACCCAGGCCUAAAUACAGCUCACUGCAGCCUUGACCUCUCAGGCUCAAGUGAUCCUCCAGCCUCAGCCACCAGCUUAGUUUGGACCACAGCCAUGCACCAAAUUCCCUGCUAAGUUUUUAAUUUUUCUGUGGAGACAGGGUCUCGCCAUUUUGCCCAGGCUGGUCCUGAACUCCUGGGCUCAUGAAAUUCCCCGCCGCUUGGCCUCCUAAGGCUGGGAUUACACGUGUGAGCUCCUGCACCUGGCCCCCGAAUGCCCCCUAAUGCCACUUUGAUUUCCAGUCUGUUGAAUGUUGGGGGAAUCUGCCUUUUGUUAAUGUGAGCUUCUAAUGUUUGUCUUUUGUAUUCUAAAUUAAUAAUGUGUGUCCUUGAUAUGGGUCUUUUUUUUUUUUUUUUUUUUUUUUCUAAAGAGACUUCUGCUAUGUUGCACAGAUUUGAUUUGAAUUCCUGGUGUCAAGUUAUCUUUCCUUCUCAGUCACUAGAGUAAUGUGGACUACAGACAUGUGACACCAUGCCCAUCUUUAUGUUGUGUAUCUUAUCUUUGUUUUGGUUUACUCUUGAAAAAGCUCAGGCUGAAAAUCUGUCUCUUAAUUCAUGGGAAUUUUUUAGAAUGACUUCUUGGAGGCUUUUGUCUUUUGAAUGUGUGAUCCCUUCUCUGCCUAUGACUUUUUUUUCUUGCUUUUUUUUUUUUUUUAUGAGACAUGGUCUUGCUGUUGUCCAGGUUGGAGAGCAGUGGUGCAAUCAUAGCUCACUACAUUCUUGAAUUUCUGGGCUCAAGCUAUCUUCCCACCUCAGCUUUCAGAGUAUCUGGGGCUACAGGCAUGUGCCACUAUGCCCAGAUAAUU
Cercocebus atys (sooty mangabey) is the source of this 8607-nucleotide messenger RNA. It is a transcript of the gene HELLS, whose product is annotated as helicase, lymphoid-specific. The transcript has 23 exons. The coding region runs from base 1038 to 3689 and encodes 883 amino acids. Gene Ontology annotation, molecular function: chromatin binding; ATP-dependent chromatin remodeler activity; ATP binding. Gene Ontology annotation, cellular component: pericentric heterochromatin; nucleus. Gene Ontology annotation, biological process: DNA methylation-dependent constitutive heterochromatin formation; lymphocyte proliferation; negative regulation of gene expression via chromosomal CpG island methylation. The record is from RefSeq and is a predicted model, not a curated record. Lineage: Eukaryota; Metazoa; Chordata; Mammalia; Primates; Cercopithecidae.